Papaver somniferum (opium poppy) is the source of this 1138-nucleotide messenger RNA. RefSeq names its product thaumatin-like protein. Gene Ontology annotation, biological process: defense response. The transcript is spliced from 3 exons. Lineage: Eukaryota; Viridiplantae; Streptophyta; Magnoliopsida; Ranunculales; Papaveraceae. The record is from RefSeq and is a predicted model, not a curated record. The coding region runs from base 93 to 884 and encodes 263 amino acids. Gene Ontology annotation, cellular component: extracellular region.
AAAACAUAUCACCAUUAAGAUUUGACUAGUUAAAACUUUCAUCUAUAAAAGGCCCAUCUAUAAUCUUAACUUUCUCUCCCGCACUGACCUGGAUGAAAAUGAAGAAGCUAAAUCAAUUCUCUUCAUUGUUGCUCUUUCUGAUAUCCAAUCUUCUAUUUCCUGGCCAUGCGGAAGGAAACGCAGUCGCCUUCCAUGUGCGCAACAAAUGUCCUUUCCCUUUAUGGCCAGCAACUGCCUCAAAUGCAGGGCAUCCAGCAAUAGCUGAUGGUGGUUUCUUUCUUCCCUCAGGCCAGACAAAACACAUCCAAGCUCCCCCUACAUGGAAUGGUCGGAUAUGGGCAAGAACUGGGUGUGACUUCACUUCUACCUCCAACACAAAACCUUGUUGUGAAACUGGUGACUGUGGAGGAAAAAUUGCUUGUAGUGGGAACAUAGGGCUCCCCCCUGCUACCCUUGUGCAGGUUUCACUACAACCAGAUACGAGCAAACCAAGUUUCUAUGAUGUAAGUUUGGUUGACGGGUACAACGUCCCAAUCUCUGUCUCUGCGAAAUCAAAGGCUUCCAACUGUUACAUUGGAGGAUGCGUGAAAGACCUCAACAAAAUUUGCCCACAAGAGCUUCAAGUGUUGAAUGGUGAUGGACAGGUGGUAGCUUGCAAAAGUGCAUGUUUGGCGUUCAAUCACGACAUGUUCUGUUGCAGGAAUGCUUAUGGAAACCCUGACAAAUGCAAACCAAAUAUGUAUUCCAACAUGUUCAAAGAAGUUUGCCCAUCUUACUACAGUUAUGCUUUCAACUCGCCUCCACCAUUGGUAAGCUGUACUGCUGAUGCGUUUAUCAUAACUUUCUGCCCUAACAAAUGGGGUUCUGAACACAUUUCAGUUUAGAUAUUGAAGGAUUGGGUUUCAUGCCUGACCUGCAUUGAGCUUCAAGCGAUUUAUUCAAAUUGGGUUCUAGUAUAACUCUCAUGUGUUAUAUUUUAUGCUUUCGUAAUACUACUAUCAUUCAGUGCAACUUAUAUGCUGCACCAGUUGUUUCAUUUUAUGCAAUGCUUAUGUAUAUAUAGAGGUCGUAUUUCCUGUGCUAUUUGGCAAUCAAACUUACUAGACAACUGCUUGAUGUGGCAUGUAUUAUAGUUGGA